CUGACCUUCAUGAAUCGGAGAACAAACUUUUCUGCAAACCAGCAAGAUAAAGUGAAGGAUUACACCAAGAUUUCAACAUUGUGUUCUCUACAAAUUAAUCUCUGCUGAGUUUUGAUCCAGCGCCAAAGGAAGUGGUCGUAGUGCUGCAGCCAUAGCUGAAGACUAUCAUGAAGACCAGAGCUUGUACAAGAAGGGAGUUCAGUGUCAUCUUCCUCUUUCUGGCUGUGGCUGCCUUAAUCUUUGGGCUACGUAACGUGGAGGUCCUGGAGCAGUUUCAGCAUAAAGUGAACUCCACUAUCAUCAUCCCGAACAUUUCCACUGACCCAGAUGUGAAUCACAGCUUCUGCACCUUCCAGCCACUCUCCCGUGAGGAUGCUCUGGAGGAACGCCUCCUACUAGACUCCAUUGCUUGGCCUGAAACUCCACCUUUGCCAGCUCCUGUUUCCCUGGAGAAUACCAGUGAUCCAGCUCACAGCACCUUCACCAUUCUCCCAAGGAGGGGAGGAGGACAGUGGCAUGUAGGGGAUCAGCUGGAGGUUAUGAUAGAAAUGUCUGACUUCCAGGGCCGUCCCAAGAGGUAUGGGGGGGACCUCUUACUUGCCCGACUGCACAACAUGAAGCUUGUUGCAGGUGUAGCUGGGCAAGUGGUGGAUCAUCUCAAUGGGAGCUACUCUGCUGUGUUCUCUUUACCCUGGGAAGGAGACGCGCAGGUUAAGGUGAUGCUGGUUCACCCUAAUGAGGCUAUCACAGUGCUGAACAGGAUAAACAGAGAACAACCUGAUAGGGUUUUCUUCAAGAGCCUCUUCCGCUCAGGCUCACUCUCUGAAAUUACCAUCUGUGACAUCUGCCUACGUCCAACCCAGCAGCCGCUGUGCAACUUCACUGACCGUCAUACAGGCGACCCUUGGUUCUGCUACAAGCCAAAGAACCUGAGCUGCAAUGCCAGGAUCAACCACUUCACAGGAGGAGUCAACUACAUAAUUAAGGGAAAUGAGACGAAGCUCUUUCAAAGUCGUGUCAACUUGAAAGUUGAAAUUCGGGCUUCAGGACCUGCCAGCGUCACUGUGUUGCCAAAACAGAAAGAUCAACCACAGUUGAAAAGCAGCAUUGUGACAUCUGGACCCUCUGGCUAUUACUACCAGGGUGCAUGGCGAUCAUUAAAUGGCCCCACAGUUCGCCAAUUCAACGUCUCUGACAUCAGUCCAUGUCUGAAAGGCAAGGUGGUCCACAUGUAUGGAGACUCCACCGUCAGGCAGUUUUUUGAAUAUCUCAACGCAGUACUACCAGAUCUUAAGGAGUUCGACCUGCACAGCCCGAAGAGAGCUGGACCUUACAUGGCCUUAGACUAUGCAAACAACAUCAGGGUAACAUACCGCUUCCAUGGUCCUCCUCUCCGUAUUGUCACUGUCCCAACCAGGGAGCUUCGUCACAUUGCAAAUGAAAUAGAUGGUUUAAUUGGAGGCACCAAUACUGUUGUACUUUUUUGUGUCUGGGCUCACUUUGGCCCUUAUCCCAUGGAGCUCUACAUCCGAAGGCUGCAGAGCAUCCGCAGGGCGGUGGUGCAGCUGCUGGACAGGGCUCCCGGCACAGUGGUCAUCAUCCGGACCGGGAACCCGCAAGGCCUGACGCUUAAUUUUGCACAAACAAAAAGUGACUGGUUCUCACUGCGGUUCAACAAGGUGCUCAGACUCAUGUUCAAAGGACUGAAUGUUCAUCUGAUUGAUGCCUGGGAGAUGGUCCUGGCCCACUAUCUGCCACACAUACUCCAUCCACCACCUGCCAUUAUUAAGAAUAUGAUGAAUGUUAUCUUGUCCUAUAUAUGUCCUGCAAAGAGCAGCUAGAUGUGCAUGUGACAUGGUAUCUCUCUGUUGUCUGUAGUCCAUGCAAAGACUAGAAUAACGACAAUAUUUUUAUUUUUGUUUUAAAUGUUGAGCAAUUUUAUAAUAAUUUAUAGUAGUCAAAGUGGUAAUAUCAGAUCUAACUUUACCGAAACAGCUGCAUAUUUAUGACAGUCUCCUUCAAGAGAUAUGAAUUUGUGAAGACAGUGGGUGGGCUCUCAUUGACUAUGUGAUAUGAUAUAUUAUUUUUAUAAUAGACAGGGUUUUGCUUAUACUGUAUAUAUUAAUGUGUUUGACCAGGUGUUUCUAUUUCUUUGACAUGAUUAUCUAUGGGAGCCACUUUGUUUGGUACAAGAGGGGGGCAGUUAGUGUUUGGUACUUGACAUUGCUAAGUCACACUCACAGAUUUUACAAGCUAAGGGGUUGAAUGGGAACUCACAACCAACUCACAACAGAUCCAAGCUAAUAUUAGCAGCACAGAUAAACUGGGAAUAUUCACUACUGUAUCAUUAAAUUCUUGGGGGACUAAACACUCCCUACAGGCAUUCAAAAGUUUUAGAUUUGUUAUGCAGAAAACAAACACAGACAUUGUGAUGUUGCAGAAAAAAAUACAUCUUAAAUCUAGUGACAUUUCCAGGGCUCAAAACAGUUUUUAUACACCUGUUGUUGCAUCUGAUGGUACAGGCACAAAUACGGGAUAUGAUGAUAUUAAUGGGAGGUAACAUAAAUGUAUCAAUUGAAAAGAUUGGCUCAGAUGAUGAAAGUCGUUUAUUUUUACUAUACUUCCAUUCAGGGCCAAAAAGCUGCAUUUGCUAGCCAAUAUGCCUCAUCUAUAUUUUGAAGUUGAUAUUUUUCACCCUAAAAUACCUCACAGUUAUUGAAGUUAAGAGACUAUGUUGGCUUAGACAUGAAUGCUUUCAUCAGCAGCAACCUCAAUAAAUCUUCUUCAACUGUAAAAGUUCUCAAGAAUAUGCCUUCAAAGUGCUUCAUCUCUUUACAAUGGACUGAACUUAAACUGAUGUGUGGAGGUUCCAUCAUCCAUCUGCUAAAGACUAAUAAAUA
This is a messenger RNA of Epinephelus fuscoguttatus (brown-marbled grouper), 2900 nucleotides long. Its product is annotated as NXPE family member 3-like. The transcript has 7 exons. NCBI's taxonomy places the organism in Eukaryota, Metazoa, Chordata, Actinopteri, Perciformes, Serranidae. The record is from RefSeq and is a predicted model, not a curated record. The coding region runs from base 168 to 1841 and encodes 557 amino acids.